This is a messenger RNA of Octopus bimaculoides (California two-spot octopus), 5717 nucleotides long. Its product is annotated as sperm flagella and cilia-associated protein 2. The record is from RefSeq and is a predicted model, not a curated record. Gene Ontology annotation, molecular function: protein binding. Lineage: Eukaryota; Metazoa; Mollusca; Cephalopoda; Octopoda; Octopodidae.
CUACGGCAACCCCGGACGCUUGACUACCACCAUCCACCUUGGCAAGUGUUUAAAGAAUUGAAUUUUAAAACGAUUAUUGUCACCUGUGAGCACUAUGACAGCUAUUCUCUGUAAUUGGCUAAAUAAUGAGCUAAAACUUUCAAAAACAAUCGAUAUCAUCAAUUUUUCAUCUGUUUUUUCCAAUGGUUACCUCAUUGGCGAAACAUUGUCUAAAUAUAAACUGCAGGAUGAUCUGGAUCAAUUUUCUCUACAAAAUACGAUUGAAGGACGCCUCAACAAUUUCACUCGACUUGAGCCAUCUCUUCACAAACUUGGUUUGCAGUUUGAUACAAAUACAGCUCGUGAUAUCAUGACCGAAAAGCAUGGUGCUGCUACAAAUCUCAUGUAUGAAUUAUUUGUUGUUUUGAAUGGUAAGAAAUCGAAAAGCAAACCUGUCGUACAAGAAAGCAAUCAGAUGUCAGUUACACAAUCAAGACUUUCUCACAUUGAAAACAGGAUUUAUAAUGAGCACAUGAAUCUGCUAAUUCCAAGAAAUCUGACUCAGUCUCCUAGUAAUACCACUAAAUAUUUUCGUGAGAAACAAAUCGAAAAAGAGAAAAUAGCUUUCAAAGAAAGGUUUCUUGCUGAAGAACACAUCAAAAUGGAGACCAAGAAACAACAGGAAAUACUACAUGAACAAUCUCGGCAACUACGACUUCAGCAAAGUGAAGCUCUUGCUAAACUGAAAGCUAGUGACAAUGACAUUUAUAAGAGACUUACCUAUCCUCCAGCACAGCCUCUCUCAAACAUUCAUUUGAAGCGAAAGCAACUUGAAAUUCAGGAAGCUAUGAAUGAUAUUAACCAGUUUGAUAAGAAAUUAGAAAGUGCUGCUGUAAGUCUAGACAUCGACACGAAAGACAUCAUUAAAUAUUCUGGUGAUACUUAUAUUGCUGACAUUACCAAACGUCUUACAGAAGAUAGAUUAUCACGAGAAGACCUUGAGAAAAGAAGACGUAAAGUAUUGGUUAGCCAACAGCAAGCACAAGAUUCAAUUUGGCUUGCAUAUCGAGAUAAAGUGCUUGUAAACAGAAUCUUGAGGCAGUCACAGCAAGAAAAGAAGAUUGUUGUGCAGCUUCUCCAAACACGUCAGCAAAAGAACAUUAUUAUGAAAAAUCGAAUGUUUCAGGAGAAACAAUAUCAAGAACGCCGUGAGAAAGAUUUCCUUGAUGCUUUGAACAAAGAAGCCGAACUCCUGCGUCUUGCUAAAGAAGAAUAUGCUGAUCAAGUUUUGAAAGACAUUCGCUUCCACGAGAAAGUCAAAGCUGAAUACAAAGCAGAAAAAUAUCGAAUUCAUUAUGAACUCUGUUUUGAAAUUUUAUUACAAAUUCUUGAUAUUGUCUGCAAAAUUUGUGAUUAUAGAGCAAUAUCGAGCAGUCUGUUGCCCCAGAAACUAAUGAGGGAAUGGAGGACUCUCUUUAUUAAAGGAAAACCGUUGUAUGCGAAAUCUGAAAUCAAAGAUGUUACAGAGUCAGAAGAAGAAAAUCUAAGAAUAGAAGAGGCUAAACAAGUCUUGUUGGAUGAGGAAGAUUUCAAGGAUUAUAAGAAUAUGGACCAUGACUGGCUGCUCGAACCUGAUAAACCAAAACCUCGGCACAAUCCGGUUGUGGGACACAUCGUUAAUCGUCUAUUGACUUUGUUGUACCCACCUCCACCACCUCCAGAAAUACCAGUUUUCCCAGAAUUUUCUAUUCGAGUAUGUCUGUUGGGAAAAGCAUACAGUGGGAAAACUUUCUGUGCAGAGAAACUGGCUGAAGAAUAUAACCUUAAGAUUUUAAACAUUGAUGAACUUGUAAAAAAUGCCAUCCAAACUUUUCAUGACAAUGAAGAAGCUGCAUCAAAAGCUAAUAAACCAUUCCGUUUUUUGAUUAAAAGUGCAAGUUGCAUUGACAAGUUGGAUGUUAAAAGUAAUAUGGGGUCAAUUAAUCGAAGCAAGACAAUUAUGCCCUCAGAAAUUGCAUUUUCUCCACCAUCUGAAAUUCCAGCUCAGUUUAGAGACACCACCUCAAGUGCUAAGAUAGAAAGAUUGGCAAGUACGUUAAAACUCGAUGAUGUUGCAAUACUAAAGAACAUAUAUGUGAAUACACAAGCUAGCCUUGGUGCCAAAGUGAUCAUGCAUUUUGAAAAGGGACAACCAAUACCUGAAAGUGUUUUAAUAGAGAUUAUUACAGAGGCCAUCAGGUGUGUAAAGGAAGAAACUGGUUGGAUUUUAGAUGGAUUUCCUGUGACUUAUUGCCAAACAAAGACUUUAGAGAAAGCAUUAACAGGAAUUAGUGAUGAUGAUGAUGAUGAUGAGGAACAAAGAACUAAAGAUUUUGAGAAAAUGCAAAAUGUCUCUCAGCUGCUUCCCAAUCCCCAUUUAGAUGUUCCACCUGCAAAGAAAGUGAGUGGCAUUGAUGUGGUGAUUCUGCAGGACAUUUCUGAUGACCUCUGUCUUCAGAGAGCAGCCGGUCAAUACAUAUCUGAAAAAACCAAAGAACACUUCCAUAUGCUUCACAACCCACCAACUUUUGGCCAAGCUACAGGAAUUGCAGAGAGAGAAAAAGUGAUACCUCUGAUGAGUAAAUCCUUUAAUGAAGAAAAUGCUCAAAACAGAUUGAUGAUCUUUUCAAACUAUUGGCCCAAAAUGGAGAAAUGGUUCUCUUCACUUGGUAACUUACAUAUAGUUGAUGCAUCUCAAGACAGAGAUAUUGUCUACGAGGACAUUAAAUGGAUAAUUGAUGAAUUCCUGCAACGAAAAAAAGAAGAAAUGUCUUCAGCUAUGGUUGCUGAUGAGAAUAAUGUUGAAGAACAGCCCCAAAUUCCUGCUGAAACUGAAAAUGUUGCAAAUGAGACUCAAAACAUGGAAGAAAAUAGUAAAAAGCAUUCAGCAGAGAAUUUGACUAAAACUGAGGAAGAACCUGAAGAGAAAGCACCGGAACCAUUCGAACCCGAUUCUCCAGACUGGGAGUUCAUGGAUUUUGAGAUUAACAUGAGAAUGGUAAAACUGUUAAGUUCUUAUUGGAAACUAAUAGAGAAGUCCUAUCUGCAGAACUGUAAGAAAAUGUUUCGAGCAAUAAGGAAAGAACGAGAAUGCAUAAAGCCUUAUUAUUACAGCAUCAGGAAAAUAUUUGAAGAAUAUCUGAUACGUCCUGACAACAAACAAGAUUUUGUUAGUCAAUGGCAGAAGGAAUAUAAUGAAGUCCCUGAUGACACGAGAUUUGACUUGGAAACCCAAACUGAGCUUCAUCAAACGGUUAUUGAUCUCCAGGAUAAACUGUGGAGUAUUUGUGAUGAACAAAAACAACAAGCGGAAAAUGAAUGUCAUUCGCUUAUCUCGAAUGGCUGGUAUGAGGAUCAGCUGUCCAAAGUGUGUAACAGUUAUUUGACGAUAAUGCAGACAGAACUUGACCGUUUCCAGGAUACAAUCACUUUACUCAAGGACUAUUACAAUAUUCCUGAUAAACUAGUUCCUCCGAUAGCAGAACUGAAUUUUUCAAGACUUCCCCUUCUUGAGUCAGGGAUUCCUGAAUCAUUCUUGGAGAACGAUGGUCUUGGUUCCCAUGAUUUGAAGGCAUUAAAAGACAGGGCAAGUUCUCGAACUUCAUCAAAGCAACCAAAGAAAGGAAAAGAGAAAGAAAAGGAAGAGGAGAAACCUGAGAACAACGAGCUUAUUACUAUUUCUAUUCGACUUAAGAUUCCUUUGAUAAAUCCAUCAACGUUGCGAUACUGUUCUCCUGAGGUUAAAAAAGCAAACAAAGACGGAGCGGAAGAUGGCACAGAAGCUGCAGAAAGAAAUAUUCUGGAGACUUAUCAAUAUUCCUAUCAACAAGCACUUACCGAAAUAUCUAGCAUUGUUUCUUCAGAACAAGCCAUCCAUGAAGCAGAAGAGGAAGAAGAGAGGAGAAAGAUGCAGGAGAAAGAAAAAGAACGAUUGCAUGCUGAGAAACUUCAAAAGAUCAAAGAGAAAAGAAAUAAGAAAACUGGGAUUGUUCGAGGGAAAAAGGAAUCAGAAGAUAUGACUCCACCUCCAAGUUUUGAAUUGACUGAAGAAGAAGAAGUACAAAAACUUCGGAAAGAAAAAUUAAGAAAAGAAUAUUAUUUUGCUGUUGAGGAAGAAGAAGCAGCUGUAAGGCGUCGGCUGGGAUUACUUAAACUUCACAGCAUGAGCCAUGUUUUUAAAGAACUCAAGAGAUCUGCUGAAGAUACUUAUAAACCUAUACAAGACUGGAUAGGGUCUCGAUUUCUGACACAAAUAAAAAGUAUCGACGUAAUGGCAUCAUUGAUGAAAAAUGCAAUUGAAAAUGGUGAUAAACUCCAGAAAGAAAUUAUACUCGAUAAUGGAGACUUUUAUAUUGAUGAAGAAUAUCUGACACUGAAGCACACCACUCCAGAGCCAAUCCCAGAGUUUACAGAAUACCAUAACAAUCAAAUGACAUGUGUUCAGUUAUCAGCAUUCUUAACACAGUUCCAGCUUGUGGCUCCGUUGGGUUUCAUAAGCACGAAAUCCUUCCAAGAAACGUUAGAAGACUUGGUCUCAACUUCUCAUGGGAUCUCAGCCCUGCCUGAACUGUGGAUGCAGCCAAACUUUGCUCGAGUUCAACAGAAUAUUCAGAUUUUGGCAAAAAAGAUUUCUUCAAACACAGAUUUUAUUGAUUGGCGCCGUUUUAUAUUGUGGGCUUCGUAUCCAUUCCCGUUGCUUUCCAUUAAAAAUUUAGUGGAUCUUUAUGUCUCAUAUUACCAACUAGACAUAAACAAAACUGGUUUCAUUGACUAUGAAAUGUUCAACUCUGUUCCUCUCUGGCCUGAGGAAGACAUCAAGAAACAUAAUGAAAGCUACAAUUUUGACAGAUCAUCGAAACUGAAAGAAAUCUUCUUUGACCUUUUCACAGAAUUUAAUACACAACCUCCCUUACUAAAUUAUGAGAAAAUGCUGCUCUAUUUCUGCUCCAAACCGUCCAUGUUUGAGGGCUUCACUCGUGCACUCAGUCUCUCUUGUAUUGCAGACUCAAUCAGAGACAAAGGCCUCUCGGCCAUCUCCGUUUCACAAUUCCCAAUUGAAGUAGCUGAUAUUCCAAAGGAGGUGACAGAAACCCCUAAAGAAGAAGUAACUGAAACAGAGACUUCUCAGGCUGAAGCAUCCGAAGUAGCCGAAGUGCCUGAAGUGGAUAAAAUGGAAUCUGAGAUUGGAGCAGAUACAGAAAAGAAACCUGAAGCCAGCCUCGCAGACAAUGAAGCUCCCAGAAAAUAUACUUUGAAUCAAUUGAUACCAAUUGGUGUCAUAUUAAAGGUCCUCAAUCAUGGUGAACCACCUGGCAAUAGUUUCAUUGAGAAAAGUGAUUCUUUUGAAGCAGUUUCCAUGAAUGAAAUAAUAGGUGUUUAUCAAGAUCUUGGAUCUGUGAAUGCUGAACCAAUUCCAUUUGAAACUCUAAUUGCGCAUCCUUUCAUACAAGAUAUCAUUGCAAAAGGCAACCAAUUCUUGAUGCUGGACAUCAGAAAUAUUUUGUACAACUCUCCUGAAACUUCCGACUUCAAUGCAAGCUGCAAAUUGAAAUAACUUUUCCAAAACAGAUUUCAGUUUUUUUUUGUAAAUUUUGGAUUUUGCCUUCUGUCUUUUGUUAUUUUGGUUUUUGUUUCUUUGUUGAAUGGAAUAGAAUUGUUGAAUAAAUUUUGAACUGAUUUUGUGUUGGAACCUUCUGGAA